UUUUGCUAAUGCUGCAUGAUUUGUUCAACCUGUGGUAUCAGGACGCUGCAUUGGGAUACUGAUCCAUCAGUUCUUCAGCUCCACUCUGAUUCCGAUCUGGGACGCGGACCUGUUAAACUUGGAAUGGCCAAAAUCACACAAGUUGACUUUCCUCCUCGGGAAAUUGUUACGUAUACAAAGGAGACACAAACACCUGUUAUGACUCAGCCAAAGGAAGAUGAGGAGGAAGAUGAUGAUGUGGUUGCACCAAAGCCCUUAGUUGAACCUGAGGAAGUAAAAACGUUCAAAAAGGAAGAGGAGGAGGAAGCUGCCCCUCAUGAACUUACAGAAGAGGAAAAGCAACAAAUUUUGCAUUCUGAAGAGUUUUUAAGUUUCUUUGACCACUCUACGAGGAUUGUCGAAAGAGCCCUUUCUGAACAAAUCAAUAUUUUCUUCGACUACAGUGGAAGAGACUUAGAAGACAAAGAAGGGGAGAUUCAAGCAGGAGCAAAACUGUCCUUAAAUAGGCAGUUUUUUGAUGAACGUUGGUCAAAGCAUCGUGUUGUCUGUUGUUUGGACUGGUCCUCUCAGUACCCAGAAUUACUUGUUGCCUCUUACAACAACAAUGAGGAUGCACCUCAUGAGCCUGAUGGAGUGGCCCUUGUGUGGAAUAUGAAGUACAAGAAGACUACGCCAGAGUAUGUCUUUCAUUGCCAGUCAGCAGUAAUGUCAGCUACAUUUGCAAAAUUUCAUCCCAAUUUGGUGGUUGGUGGCACAUACUCGGGCCAGAUCGUGCUAUGGGAUAAUCGCAGCAAUAAGAGAACUCCAGUGCAGAGAACUCCACUUUCAGCUGCUGCUCACACGCACCCCGUCUACUGUGUAAAUGUUGUUGGGACCCAGAAUGCUCAUAACUUGAUCAGUAUCUCAACUGAUGGGAAGAUAUGCUCUUGGAGCCUAGACAUGCUUUCCCAGCCACAGGAUAGCAUGGAGCUGGUUCACAAACAGUCCAAGGCUGUGGCUGUUACUUGCAUGUCCUUCCCUAUUGGAGAUGUCAACAACUUUGUUGUUGGAAGUGAAGAAGGCUCAGUCUAUACUGCAUGCCGUCACGGGAGCAAAGCUGGAAUCAGUGAGAUGUUUGAAGGACACCAGGGACCAAUCACAGGUAUCCACUGCCAUGCAGCAGUUGGACCUGUAGACUUCUCACAUCUUUUUGUCACCUCUUCUUUUGACUGGACAGUAAAGCUUUGGACAACGAAGAAUAACAAACCUCUCUACUCAUUUGAAGACAACUCAGAUUAUGUUUAUGAUGUUAUGUGGUCUCCAACGCACCCUGCCCUGUUUGCCUGCGUGGAUGGGAUGGGCCGGCUUGACCUGUGGAAUCUCAACAAUGACACUGAGGUGCCAACUGCAAGCAUUACUGUAGAGGGCAAUCCUGCUCUGAACCGUGUGAGAUGGACACAUACUGGGAGAGAGAUUGCUGUCGGUGACUCAGAGGGCCAAAUAGUUAUAUAUGAUGUGGGAGAGCAAAUUGCAGUUCCUCGCAGUGACGAGUGGACUCGGUUUGGCCGAACACUGGCAGAAAUAAAUGCCAACAGAGCUGAUGCGGAAGAGGAAGCUGCAACCCGCAUCCCAGCAUAGAUCUCUGCAAAGGGGCAGCAGUGGUAGACUUGUGAAUGAUUUGGUGCGAAUCUUAGAAGUAUGAGCAAGUGUCAGUAAUAGCUUAAGGCAGUAUGCGGAUUCAACCAUGGACUUGGAAAACGUGUUAUGAUCUCUGAAAAUCAGAUCUUGCAUUGUUGACUUUUAUAUAAAACUUACAAGCACAUUAUUUGACUUAUGUAACUUUUAAUACAGUUAACUUUGACUUUGCAAGGAACUUCUUUUGCUGAAACACUAACCUGGUGUAAAUUUGCUGUUAAGCUUCUGAAAUCUCCACUUUAUAAACAGUAUGUUUCUGAAAAGUAGAAAUGGUGUUUCUAAACAAGUUCUGUUUCUAAACUAAACUUCCUGUAUUACACGUUAGCCUUCAUGAGGUAGUAAGUUUCUGAAGGGUUCUUUAAUUCAAACUGCGAGUGGAUAUGCAUGUGUAUGUUCCAAGUAAGUUUCAUUGCUUAUAUAGAGAUAAGCUUCAGGCUCUGGUAGUGAGUAAUAUGAGUGAAUAAAACAUCUGUAGUUACAGUUCAUUUCAUAAUUGGACCAGAAUUGAUGAAAUACAUAUUUAAUAACAAUAAGAAGUUCUUUUGUUUUGAAUUGGUGCAUUAAAGGGUGAGACUGAUUCAUAAAUAUUAUAUGAGCUGCCCUGACCCCCAAUCUGUCUCCCUUCAGUAGUUUCAGAGUAGAGUGUUUCUGCUGCCUGCCUUCACUUAUACUGCACAUGUCAGUUUUGCACUCCCAGCCUUUACUUCCCAUCGUGGUAGUUGGCUAAAACAAGGAAGGCCACUCUUGUUAGUUUUUUCCUUUCUGAAGUAUGAUGAGCUAUAUUUUGAAUUGAUUUCCAUAGCUGCAAUCUUGCUACUGAUUUUUUUUUCCAUAUGAAGAUAAAGAAAAAUUUUCUUGCUGCUUUUUAGCAUCUCUUUUGAAUCAAAAACCUCUCAACAGCUUGGAAAUGGAAUGUUACGAUUUCUGUUAAAGGCUGUGUUUCUUAAUAAACCUCUCCUAGGAUAUUAUAAACUUUCCCAUCAAACAUCUUCUCCCCCUUUUAUUUUUGUUAGCUUCAGGUUCACAAAUGUUUGGGGAUUUUUAAAAUAAUAUAAAGCAAGUAUUCUGACUUGUAGCAGCUGAGCACUAAACAAGUACUGAUGCCUGUGACAGCUUAGGACUCUAAAGCCAAGUUAGAACAACCCAAGUUCAGUUUCUCUCAUUCUUAAUCUGCUACAAACUAUGAUUUUUCAGAAGAGAUUUUUUUUUUUAUGCU
Lagopus leucura (white-tailed ptarmigan) is the source of this 2890-nucleotide messenger RNA. It is a transcript of the gene DYNC1I2, whose product is annotated as dynein cytoplasmic 1 intermediate chain 2. NCBI's taxonomy places the organism in Eukaryota, Metazoa, Chordata, Aves, Galliformes, Phasianidae. Gene Ontology annotation, biological process: transport along microtubule. Bases 16 to 1617 code for a protein of 533 amino acids. The transcript is spliced from 13 exons. Gene Ontology annotation, cellular component: cytoplasmic dynein complex. The record is from RefSeq and is a predicted model, not a curated record. Gene Ontology annotation, molecular function: dynein light chain binding; dynein heavy chain binding.